CAACAACAAGAGGCAAGAGGCAAGCAAACGUGGCACGUAUUUAAUGCAACGGUGCCACAGGAGACGGGCUCAGUCGGUGGUUGUUGAUCGUCUCGAGCGUUACACGCAUUCGCUCCUGCCUCAGUUCAGCACAGUCCACAGUCCACAGUCCUGUUCCGCUCUGCUCAGCCAGAGUCCUGCUAAUCGCACUAGCUGUGUAAACCCCAUCAAUCAGAUUCGUACAGAAGUAACCAGACUAACUCAAUCACAUUCAUUAAUUAAUCAGUCGCCGCGCGUGCAAGUCAACACAAUAAAUUCUGUGAAAUAAAUACGAAAUUGUAUUGGAAAUUCGAUUCUGAAAAAAUAAUAAUAAUAAUUUGGUUGCUAAAAAGUGCUACGAAGGAAAACAAUUUUCGACAAUCGAUUCUUAGUUUGUGGUUCGUGGAUCCUGCUGCUACAGCCUGAGCUCUCAUUGAGCUAUGAUGACCACAACGACCACACAGCACCACCAGCAUCCUAUCAUGCCGCCAGCCAUGCGUCCCGGUCCUGUCCAGGAGAGUCCCGUCUCGCGUCCCCGCGCCGUCUACAGCAUCGAUCAGAUCUUGGGCAAUCAGCACCAGAUCAAGCGCAGUGAUACACCCAGCGAUGUGCUGAUUUCGCAUCCCCAUCAUGGCCAUGCCCAUCACAUCCAUCACUUGCACCACAGCAACAGCCACAUGUUGCAGGAACAGCAGCACCAGCACCAGCAGCAACAGCAACAGCAGCUUCAGCAGCAGCAGCAGCAGGCCCAGGCCCAGGCCAAGCGCGAGGAUUCGCCGACCAACACGGAGAGCGGCCUGGAUGUGGACAACGAUGAUGAGCUCUCCUCGAGCCUCAACAAUGGCCACGAUCUCAGCGACAUGGAGAGGCCGCGCAAAGUCCGUAGAUCUCGCACAACAUUCACAACCUUUCAAUUGCAUCAAUUGGAGCGGGCCUUCGAGAAGACCCAGUACCCGGACGUGUUCACAAGGGAGGAUCUGGCCAUGCGCCUGGAUUUAAGCGAGGCGCGCGUGCAGGUGUGGUUCCAGAACCGUCGGGCCAAAUGGCGCAAACGUGAGAAGUUUAUGAAUCAGGAUAAGGCCGGAUACCUCCUGCCCGAGCAAGGUCUGCCAGAGUUUCCGCUGGGCAUUCCCAUGCCGCCUCACGGCCUACCCGGGCAUCCGGCCGGCCUGCCCGCCGAGUUCUGGCCCCCCCACUUUGCCCUGCACCAGCACUUCAACCCUGCCGCCGGCCUCCUGCCCCAGCACCUGAUGGCGCCCCACUACAAACUUCCCAAUUUCCACACCCUGCUUUCCCAGUACAUGGGCCUGAGCAACCUGAACGGCAUCUUUGGCGCCGGUGCGGCGGCUGCAGCUGCGGCAGCGGCCAACGGAUCGGCAGCAGCGGCUGCCGCAGCUGCCGGCUACCCACAGAACCUAUCGAUGCACUCGGGCCUGUCCACGGCCCAGGUGAGUCCGCCCUGCAGCAACAGCAGUCCGCGGGAGAGCCCCAAACCGCUCGUGCCUCAUCCCCAUGCUACGCCACCCUCCGGCGGCGGCACCACCCUCAUCUCGGGCGGCCUGAUGCUCACUUCGACGGCCGCCCAGUCACCCUGCAGUGCAGGUGGAGCGAGCAGCAACUCCUCGACCCCCGUGUCCGUGGUGACCAAGGGCGAGGACUAGCUUCGCGGUGAUAUCUAUGUACAUACACAUCACACAUAGACACACACUUCACUGGCAGGGAUAUGCCACACUGUAAGAUAUGCAAGAGCGUAGCCAAUUGCCAAAUUGAACUUAGUCCUAACACGUACACGUAUUGCCUAUCUAUAAGAGAUCCAUAAUUAUAAUUAGCCCCAGCAAGUGUCAUACAAUUAGCCAUAACGCCGAAGCCAAGA
This is a messenger RNA of Drosophila subobscura, 1891 nucleotides long. It is a transcript of the gene hbn, whose product is annotated as dorsal root ganglia homeobox protein. The record is from RefSeq and is a predicted model, not a curated record. Gene Ontology annotation, molecular function: RNA polymerase II transcription regulatory region sequence-specific DNA binding; DNA-binding transcription factor activity, RNA polymerase II-specific. NCBI's taxonomy places the organism in Eukaryota, Metazoa, Arthropoda, Insecta, Diptera, Drosophilidae. The transcript has 6 exons. Gene Ontology annotation, biological process: regulation of transcription by RNA polymerase II. The coding region runs from base 459 to 1679 and encodes 406 amino acids.